Molecule: messenger RNA, 1747 nt
Organism: Notothenia coriiceps (black rockcod)
Lineage: Eukaryota; Metazoa; Chordata; Actinopteri; Perciformes; Nototheniidae
Product: splicing factor 3B subunit 3-like
Exons: 3
Coding region: 57-593 (178 amino acids)
Cellular component (GO): nucleus
Molecular function (GO): nucleic acid binding; protein binding
Source: RefSeq, a predicted model, not a curated record
CUAGUGAAAGCCAAUAGUUUCUUGAUGUUUAGCUUAGGAAAUUAAAUUCACUUCACAUGGAAUGUUGCCGGAAUCAAACAGUUUUGUUCCGAGUCCCAUUAAGAUAUACAAGGGGUCCGAAAGAGAAGGAUGGCCGUCUGUGUCGCUGUUAUUGUUCAGGUCUCAGGCUGAAGGAUCAUAAUCUGACAUUCUUGUCUCUCCAGGCUGAGGUGAUUAUGAAUUACCACGUAGGAGAGACCGUGUUAUCCAUCCAGAAAACCACUCUGAUCCCCGGAGGCUCCGAGUCCAUGGUCUACACCACGCUGUCCGGAGGCAUCGGCAUUCUGGUCCCGUUCACGUCCCAUGAGGACCAUGACUUCUUCCAGCAUUUAGAGAUGCACAUGCGCUCUGAGUUUCCCCCACUGUGCGGCAGAGACCACCUCAGCUUCAGAUCCUAUUACUUCCCAGUCAAGAAUGUGAUUGACGGAGAUCUGUGUGAGCAGUUUAACAGCAUGGAUCCUCACAAGCAGAAAAGUGUGGCGGAGGAGCUGGACAGAACACCGCCCGAGGUGUCUAAGAAACUGGAGGACAUUCGUACUCGCUACGCCUUCUAAUCGUACACCCUCAUGCAGCAGAGCUGGACACACACACACACACACACACACACACACACACACACACACACACACACACACACACACACACACACACACACACACACACACACACACACACACACACACACACACACACACACACACCUCCUUCAGUACCCCAGUGUGCCCAGGUUCAGGAAACCAAUUGAUGGAUUGUUAUAUGUGGGCAGACACACACACACACACACACACCUUAUUACGCAGAAACAAACCGCAAGACGUCACAUGGUUUUGAUUCCCGUACAUUGCAAGUCACACACAGCUCAUCCUUGCAACGCAAACACCCGCAAUUAAAACUAUGAGUGCGCAAAAUUUCAGUAUUGCCGUCAUUACCUGGAAACAUGGCAGGAAGUCUCGGGCCAGUUCAGCCCUCUUGCAUUGCUAGACUGUUAAAUUACCUUGAUUCAGACAAACAGCAGUUGGAACAUUCUCAUCACACUCAGUCAUAAGCGUUGUUCACACACAGAUGUGUGAACAGAAACUGAGGAGCAACUGUCAUCUGCACCAAAAUAAUUGUAAGCGCAUACAUUUUAUUUAAAUGCCAAGCAGAGAAGUCUAGUUAGGGACACAAUGUGUAGAGAGGGAUUGUCACUCUGAAAUCUAAGAUUUUUUUUGUCUGUUAUUCAGCACGACGGUUUGUUUGUGUCCUUUAAUCUCAGCUGAAUGAAACAUGUUUUUGUAUGGCAAGGUCUUCUUUUAUGUGUAUUGAUUAGAAUUAUGCCAUGAUGCAUAUACCAUAGUCCAUGAGGGCAUCAUUAAAUCUUGCUUAGCCCUUCGCCCUACCUGUCUGUUUGAUGACAUGUCGGCCUCUUUAAAGCAUAUUGCUUACUUGCAACUGGGAACCAAACAGAAGCCAGCGUCUGACCCACGUUUGGAGAAGUGUUGCCAUACUCUGGCAUUAGACGUCGGCCGGACUCAGACUAAAUAAGUGGGUGGAAGAACACCGAAGGUUUGCACUGGGUGUUGUUCUUCUCAGUCCUGUAAAUUCCCAACCUCAGCCACAGGCUCAGACAUAGCAUUCCUCAGUAGUCACUGAAUUUAGGGGUUUGUGGGAUGGGGACAGUGGUCUGUUUUUUGUAAAUAAAGUUGUUGUUUUUUGUGCUUUUAUAAAA